Messenger RNA from Aspergillus nidulans FGSC A4, 1284 nucleotides. RefSeq lists its product as uncharacterized. The transcript is spliced from 4 exons. Bases 1 to 1284 code for a protein of 427 amino acids. NCBI's taxonomy places the organism in Eukaryota, Fungi, Ascomycota, Eurotiomycetes, Eurotiales, Aspergillaceae. The record is from RefSeq and is a predicted model, not a curated record.
AUGCCAUCGUCCUUAGGCAUUGUGCGCUUACGAUCCAUGAGCACUGCAUUGCGUUAUAACGUAAAGCUCUGCGCCAGCUUGAUUAAAGAGCAUUUUGCGGACUUCCACUGCGACCAACGAAUCCACCCCCUGCUGCGAGGGCGACUGGCUCAAGUCGACUUCCUCCACCGGAACCAAAAACAUCUCUGCGAGCAUUUCCGCGAUUGCGGCUUCAACUACCUGGACCGCGUUGGCCUUCGAUGCGCAUGCACUGAUUCGCGCGGGACAGUCCCGGCUGGAAAACGCAGGGUACAAUUUGCGUCAACUUCCACCACCGUCUGCGUCGAGGCAGUGCACAAAGCCCCCAACUGCCCUGGUCCUAUUGGCGACCUAUGCUCUACACUGGGUAGUGUCAAGGCAAUGGGCGCUCAGGCACAUCGAGACGCCCUUGGGUAUAUCCUCAACCAACCCAGCAACGCACGGUAUAAUAUGCCGCUUCUGCGCUGCAUCGAGCAAGAUAUUGACCUGUGCUCAUUACAAGACAUCCUUGCUGGGCCAGACUGCCUGGGCAGGCCGGGCCAGAGCUCAGAUGAACUAAGCCGACGAGAUAGACUAUACCUCGCUGCCGUACUCGCCUGCGGCGUCCUGCAACUUCAUGGAAGCUGGCUGAAGCAACAAUGGGGGACGAGAGAUGUUCUUUUCGCUCGGGACGCGCCUCAUGGAUCCGUCGCCUUCGACCACCCAUAUCUAGUCUGGCCCGUUUCUAGCUCCUGCACUUACAACGGCGUUAGUCCGUCAACCAGCAACAGAAUCCAAAAUGAGGUUUUGCUACCGCUUGCAAUUGCUCUGAUUGAGCUAUCGCUGGGGAAACCUAUAUCCGCGCUCUACCGACAGGAGGAUCGUGAUUCCGACGAAAGCCAAGUGAAGUUCAACACUGCUACCCGGGUUCUCCGCAAUGUAUACUGUGAAAGUGGAUCGAACUACGGCGACGUCGUCAGAGAGUGUCUAUACUGGUCUCGCAACAAGGGCGAGCGGUUCGAGGAUCCGCAGUUUGACGAGUCGGUUUUCGAUACGGUUGUCUCUCCGCUGCUCAAAGAUUUUGAUUAUUUCGAGGAUGCAUCCACAGCGUGGGCCCCAGCACCCGCCCAAGCGGCCCAAGCAAUGCAAGCAUCUUCCUUGUUUGGCCCGAUCCUGAGCGUGCUUUCAGACAAGACAUCAAAGCCACUCCAGCACUCAAAGCAUGCCGACGUAUUUCUCCUCUUCCUUUCUUCCCUCACUCGUCUCGCCCUCUUCUUCCCUCUAUAG